Molecule: messenger RNA, 3356 nt
Organism: Centropristis striata (black sea bass)
Lineage: Eukaryota; Metazoa; Chordata; Actinopteri; Perciformes; Serranidae
Gene: aadac
Product: arylacetamide deacetylase
Exons: 5
Coding region: 302-1537 (411 amino acids)
Cellular component (GO): membrane
Molecular function (GO): carboxylic ester hydrolase activity
Source: RefSeq, a predicted model, not a curated record
GGUGCGGGCCAAGGUGGGACGGUUCUGCCUCGUGAGUACUCAGUGCGCGCGCUCCAGUUUCCAUAUCACUGACACUUAAAUUCAUUCUCCGGUCCACGAGACGGACAUGCAUUACGAAGCGCGCACGAGCAGCGAGGAAAGGCUCCAACAUGCACGCCGACAACCAUCAAAUGACACCAAACACGUGCUGUCAUAUUGAGCUGGUGUAGAUCCAAAAUUAAUUAGGAGCGUAGCUCGGUCGCGCAGCAGCAGCUUGUUUGUGUUUGCAGCCUGCAGUCAGCUGCUGGGGACGCGGUGGAAGAUGAGGCUUGGAAGCAUCGUUUUAUUCGUCGCUCUCUGCUCUUUAUCCGCUUAUUACAUCUAUGAGCCCAUUCCCGAGGAGAUAGAGGAGAGAUGGAAACUCAUGCUGACCAACUCUUUCUUCAGAAGUCUCAGCCACCUGGCAGACUUCAGUGAGCUGGUGGGUCUGAAGGACUACAUGGGGGUGAUGUACUUCAUCACUCUGGCUGAGAGAGUGGUGCCGCUGUCCGACCAGCAUGUCAAGGUGACGGAGCAGAAAUUUGAUGGAGUGGAGGUGGUGCUGUACCAGCCUCAGCACCGAGGUGGAGACAGAGAGCUGAGCAGAGCUGUGAUCUACCUGCAUGGUGGAGGGUGGUGCCUGGGCAGCUCCCGGAUGAGUCCAUAUGAUCUCCUCGCCAGAAAAAUAGUCACAGAGAUGGAUGCAGUGGUUCUCUCUGUGGAGUACCGUCUGGCUCCUGCUCACCACUUCCCCGUCCCGUAUGAAGACGUGUACCGGGUGGUGAAACACUUCCUCCAGGAGGACGUGCUGGCCCAGUACCAUGUGGACCCUGAACGCAUCGCUGUGUCUGGAGACAGUGCUGGAGGGAACCUGGCUGCUGCUGUCUCCCAGCAGUUACAGAAGGAGCCUGGCCAGCAGGUCCAGCUGAAGGCCCAGGCCCUGAUCUACCCCGUGCUGCAGGCUCUGGACCUCAACACGCCGUCCUACCAGCAGAACCGGGACAUGCCCAUCCUGCCCCGCACCCUCAUGGUGCGCUUCUGGAGCGAGUACUUCACCAGCGACAAGGCGCUCUUCAGAGCCAUGAUGGCCAACACCCACAACAACCCCGAGUCCUCCAACCUGCUGAAGUUCGUCAACUGGAGCAACUUCCUGCCAGAAACGUAUCAUAAGAAAUACAACUACAGCGCUCCUGCCGUGGUGGCGGGAGGCGGCGGGGCGGGAGGAACCGACGGAGCGACUCGGUCUCUGGCCGACCCGAGAGCGUCUCCGCUGCUGGUCCCAGACGCGUCGCUACGCUCGCUGCCCAAAGCCUACAUCCUGACCUGUGAGUAUGACGUGCUGCGUGACGACGGCAUCAUGUACGUGACGCGGCUGCGUGCUGCUGGCGUCCACGUGACUCAUGAACACUACGACACGGGCUUCCACGGAGGCCUGAUGUUCACCGUGUGGCCAACUGACUUCCUGAUUGCACGUCGCAUGACAGACAACUAUAUCAAAUGGCUCAUGGAAAACGUAUAAACACUGACUAUCGAUAUUCAUUCCAAAGUUUCCACACAAUGCGCCAGUGUUUGUGCAUAUUUUUGCAUAUUUUUCCCAUCUGGUGUUCAUUUCUUUUUAUUUCAUCAUGCGGUUUUCUGUAAAUAUAUUGAGAAAUAUAUCAACUUCUUCUGUUUUUCUACUUAAGGAUUUCACCACAAUGGAUGCCAGUAAUGAAGAAUAGUUCUGAAUUAUUCAUAAGGCAGUUUGAUGAAAACACAACAUAGAUGACACCAUCACGAUUGUUCUUAAUGUGUUCAUGUGUUUGUUGUCACACAAACACAAUACGAGCCACAGAGCUCAGAGUGGAAAAACCCAGCUGGCUAGCUGGCCUUUUGUCCUGCUGCUAAUUCUUGUUUCCCAUCACAGGACCUUUUACUUCUACUUAAUCUUUUAUCCAUUGCACCAGUAUUUAUACUGUAAACUAGCAAUGCACUAAAGAAAUGUCAGCUUUCCUAUUUGGAGUUUUAAAAAUCCAGUUGAAGUCUUGGCAAAGGAAGAAAGGAUUUUGGACUUGACCGUGCACUGACUGCAGCUGAUUAAAACCUAAGAUUGUUUAGAUGUGUUUGCAAAACUAAAGCUAAAUAAAGUACAUGGAUGGAACUAAUCCUUAGUUACAUCUGGUAGACAGGGAGAAGCUUGCUGGUAUCGUAGUGAAUAAUAUCUUCACCAGCACAACAUCUAAUUCCAUCUAGUUUCAUUUUCACAUAUUUAAAAGUACAACAAAAACAAUAUUCAAGUCUUGUUUGCUUUUUGAUGGCUGCACAUCAGGGCCACACGUUUAAAGAGCCACAUUCAACACAGAAUAUUGGUAUUUAUACAGAAAGAUCAUGCUGCAACUAUGUGCAUACCUCCAAACGUGAGAUUGAUUUAGCAAUACGUUAAAGAACGGGAGAAAAGCCAAGACAGAAUGUGGGCAACAUUUGAUUUGGAGCCUUAAUAUUGACAGCACAUCAUCAGCACAUCAUCAGUCACAAGUGCAAUAGUCCCUUCUUUGUUCAAGCAUGAUUCUGUUUGUGUUGAGUAAACAGCCUUACCAAAAACUGCAGUCAUUCUGCAUAACAAUAGUUCCCAUUGAUUCAUACGUUUGAGCUUCUACGGGUUAAAAUGAAUAAGCUAGUGAAGCUCCCAAUAUACAGUAGACCUUUGUGUAAUGGAUAUAGACUAUGAAUAGAAGGCUGCUUUAUUAUUAGAGGAACUUGCCAGUUCAAGAUCAGGUGCCAGUUUCAUGAUCAAACUGUGUUGAGGGCAUUAUACUGCUGGUUUCUGUAGCUAUGACUUCACUUUAUUAGUUUAUUAGUCAACUUUAGUCCCUGAACUUCUGCUCUAACUUCAUCCAGAGCUAGUGAGGUUGCAUUUACUCAUCUCUGAGGUCCAACAAUCAUAUAAAGUGGCUUUAAACCGUUCACUCGUCUCUCUUAUAUCUGCUUCAUCGUUCUGUCUUUGGACAACAUCGUCCUGAGAGGUUAAAGGUUAAAGGUCACAAAAAAUAAUCCUGUUCUUUGCAGUUUACUGUUCAGAAACAGUUGAUUUGAAACACCUGGAAGUUAUCGUGUAUAGACUUACCAAUGCUUGAGUUGUUUUCUUUUUAACCUGUUUCUCAUUUAUACAAUGAAAACACAGCAUCACAGAAAGUGUGUAACUUUUUAAUCAAGUGAAAGUUUGUCAGAGAAGCAUCAGCACUGUUACAUUCUGAAUUGUAAAUAGACUCUUUCCAUAUUUCUGGUUUGGAUUCCCUCAUAGAAAAGUUAUGAUUUGCAUAAUUUUUAUUUUCAUGUCAAUAAAUUGAUUUGACCUGUCA